GGCAAAUCAUUUUGGUAUAUAGUUUGAUACUCUAUUUGAAUCCUCACAGACACCAUGAAACUGCAGAUUUAUAGAUAUUUGAAAACUUUUUGCCAGCUGUUUUUACAUUCUUAAGAAGAUGAUGCCCUUAGCUUUGCUCUCACGGCCACAGGCUGCUGGAUUCACAGCCGUUCGUUCAGAGUCCCAGCUCAUUAUUUACGGUCUUCUCAUACAAUCUCUGUUAAUGAAAUCUGCAUGGACUGUCAACUGCUCCGAACCUACUUCAGAUGCUCUUUUAGCUGCCCUGAAGGACAGCACCCUGUUUAAAACUGACGUGAGGCCGGUUUAUUACCAGAAAACUCCCACCAACAUCAGCGUGAGCUUCACACUGUAUGGGAUUUUAGGUGUGGAUGAAAAAGCUCAAAUAUUUGAUUCAUUCAUUUGGGUGUAUUUGUUUUGGAAUAUCGAAGGCUUGAGCUGGGAUCCUGUUGAAUGUGGAACGGACAGAAUCUCACUGCCGAGAAAAAAACUGUGGAUGCCUGAUGUUGUGAUUAACGAAUUCAUGGAUGAAAGUAAAUCCCCAGAAACAUUGUACCUCUACGUCGAACAAAAUGGUUGGGUUAUGGAUGAUCGUUCCAUUCAUGUCAUCAGUUCCUGCAACAUGGACAUCUACACUUUUCCAUUUGAUAUUCAGAACUGCACAUUCACUUUUAAUUCAUACAAGCACACUGCGGACGAUAUUCAGUUGUUCUUUGUCGAAACAGCAGAGACGACCCUUCAGAGUUCCUUAUCUGUGAUGAAAACCAAAGGAGAGUGGGAGCUAGUCGACAUCCUUGCUGAGAAAUUUCCGAUACCUCCUGAAGAGCUAAAUGUUUCUUACGAUACACUCACUUACUAUAUCGUCCUCAGCCGUCGACCCACCAUGUACGUGUUGAACCUCCUGAUUCCCAGCUGCUUCCUCAUUACUGUAGAUCUGUUCAGCUUUUUCCUGCCUCCCCAAAACGUGGAUCGUUCUGCCUUCAAGAUGACCCUCAUUUUUGGUUACACUGUAUUCCUGCUGCUAAUGAACGACCUGCUGCCCGUCACUGGAAACUCCCUACCUCUCAUAAAUGCAUUUUUCUCCCUGUGCUUUGCUCUGAUGGUGGCCAGUCUUCUGGAGACGAUCUUCAUCACUAAUAUACAUUGUGGCUCCGUUCACUACGGACCUUUACCUCAGUGGGUCAAGGUGCUUUUCCUCAACUAUGUCGCCAGACUUGUUUGCUUAAGCAAGAAACCCGGUGACCAAAACUGUGAUCCUGAAGACCGCCAAACUGAGACCAAACACUAUGAAACUCCUCAGAGGGAAGAGAAACAUAAGACACCCACUUAUCUGGAACUUCAGAAGAUAAGCCACGUGUUGCUAUCCAUUCGUCAGGAAGUUGAAAAACAUCUGAAGACUGAUGAGAGCACUGAGGAAUGGAUGCAUUUGGGCCAAGUCAUUGACCGCUUGUUUUUCUGCAUUUAUAUUGUGUUUCUCUCAGUAAGUUUCAUGACUAUCUUAGUAUUUUGGGUGUGCUGGUACAAAAAAUCUGCAUCUUUAUUAUAACUAAACCAAACAAAACUACCAAAACGAAAUGUAAACUGAUUAGCCACAACAUUAAAACCACUGAGAUAAAGCCUCUGUCUAGGAUAUGCUAGACAGCAAAUGAACAUGUAUUUUCUUGAAUUUCAUGUGCUGGAAGCAGGAAAAAUAAGAGCAUGUGAAAAGAUCUGACUUGAAAAGAAAGUGACUAUGAGAAAAAAUGAUGGUCAGACGGUUAGGUGAAAGCAUGGUCGUGGUUUGUUUGCUGCAUAUGGAUCUGCUUAUCCACUGGACUAUGAUGCGAUGGAAAAAGGUCUGGUGAAUCACGUUUUCUUUUAGAUCAGAUCACUAGGUGUCUAGGUGAAUGUGUCCUUAGAAGAGAUUGCAGCCAGAUGCAAUAUGUGAAGAAAGCAGAUCAGCAGAGGUAGGGUUGUGCUCUGGACAGUGUUCUGCUGGGAAACCUUGGGUCCGGGCAAUCAUGUAGAUAUUACUUUAAUCCCUUAAGACCAGACCAUGUACACUCCUCCAUUGCAAUGGCAUUGGACUCUUUUAGCAAGAUAACACUGCAAAAGUUGAUCAAGAACAGCUCAGGAACAUGACAAAGUGUUCAAAGUGUUGCCUUGGCCUCCAAACUUCUAAUUCUCAAACCAACUGAGCAUCUAUGGGUUGUGAUGGGCCAAUAAAUCCUCCACCUCGCAACAUGCAGGUAUUAAAGGUCCUUGCUUGGUGCCAGAUAGGAUACAGGACACAUUGAGACGUCUUACGAAGUCCAUGCCUUGAUUCUUUAAAGUUGUUUUGGCAGCACGAGGAGAACUAUGUGGUAUCAGGCAGGUGGUUUUAAUAUUGUAGCUGAUAAGUGUUUAUGAUUACUAAACCUGUAAAUACAAUUAGCCAUUUAUUAAAUCAAAUUGUCUUCAAUUGUCUUACAUUCGUAUUUGUUUUUUCUAUUGUUAAUCCAAUUGCCAGGAUGAGUAGCAGUGGAAACUAUGAACGCAUUAUGAAAAUAAUACAUGGCUAUACACUUUUAGAUCACUGUUUAUAUAUAGAUAACAGUUCAUGAUUUUACAUCUUUUGUGAAGCACUGAUUACAGUUUCUAGCACUUCGC
This is a messenger RNA of Puntigrus tetrazona (Sumatra barb), 2646 nucleotides long. Its product is annotated as 5-hydroxytryptamine receptor 3A-like. The record is from RefSeq and is a predicted model, not a curated record. Gene Ontology annotation, molecular function: extracellular ligand-gated monoatomic ion channel activity; transmembrane signaling receptor activity; neurotransmitter receptor activity. The transcript has 10 exons. The coding region runs from base 119 to 1564 and encodes 481 amino acids. NCBI's taxonomy places the organism in Eukaryota, Metazoa, Chordata, Actinopteri, Cypriniformes, Cyprinidae. Gene Ontology annotation, biological process: regulation of membrane potential; nervous system process; monoatomic ion transmembrane transport. Gene Ontology annotation, cellular component: synapse; neuron projection; postsynaptic membrane.